Molecule: messenger RNA, 1707 nt
Organism: Gryllus bimaculatus (two-spotted cricket)
Lineage: Eukaryota; Metazoa; Arthropoda; Insecta; Orthoptera; Gryllidae
Source: the annotation of a GenBank genome assembly
GAUGUUGCAAGCAAGGUAAUACUUACGUAUAAAGAUGUUCACCAGCCUCCUGAAAUGUUUUCUGCAGAAAAAUGCAAACAACAAUAUUAUGAUCUUAAACAAAAAGGAGAAGUUGAUAUGCAAAGACUUAUUGAUGAGAAUAUAGAUAUAACCAAAAUUUUGAACAUUAGUGGAAAUGUAAAUAAAGUUGCUGUUUCUACAUCCUGUAGUGCAAAACAUUCCACUUCUCCCAUUCCAUUGAAAUCUGCAUUGAUGAGUGUGGUUUGUGAAAAUAGAAUUCCUGAAGAAAUGAAAAAGAGAACAUGCCAGAAGGGAUCAGAAGCAAGAGAAACUCAAAGAUGGGUACUUACAGACCACUCAAAACAAACUCCAAAACUACCUGUUAAUGCAAUCAGUGAUGAGAACAUUAAAAGCCAAUAUUCUACUAGCUCAAAGAAACUCAUGUCAGAAGUUGAGGAAGAGUCUUGUGUUAGACAAGGAGAUGUGGAUUAUUCAGUAACCAAUUGGAUGGGACAACUUUCUCUUGUAGAAGCAAGUGAUGACCAUGAAACAUGCUCAGAGAGUAAUGAAAGAGUAAUUGUAACAGCUGAUGAUGUAUAUUCUAUUUCAGUUGUGGCAGAGUCAUGUGUUAGCAAAGAAGGAAGUGAUUAUUUAGUCCUAGAUAACAUGAGAAAACUUUCCUUUGUGGAUACUAGUGAUGACUAUCGAACACAACUAGUUGUGAAAGACUCUUGCAUAGGCACAGAGAGUAAUUCUUUAACUACUGAUUUUGUUCCAGGAAGUGAAUACCUUCAAACACAACCAGUUCUAAUUGUCAACAAACAUGAAUGUGAGGAUACUCUAAUUGAAUUGCUGAAAUCAACACCAAAAAUGAAUGAUUUAAAGUUCAAAGAAGAUAUUGAAACAGUUUGGCAGAAAUCACCAGUACUAAUGGAGAAACCAAUAGCCAAAUCUGAGCUUCGUAGUCGUAUUUCAAGUGAAGAUGAUAUUCACACUGUUUUAGAAGAUACUUGCAGAAGAGAUAAGAGUCAAGAGGAGAUUUAUUUUCAAAGACAACAUCACCUAAAGGAGACAGUGCAAAACACGUUUUUAAAUAAUCACCCAAAUUGUUUGGAGAAGCUUCUUACUACAAGCGAAAUUAAAGAGUCUAGAGUAAGCAAUGAAGAUCCUGAUCUAACAAUAACAGCCUCGAUGAAGAAAUAUGAGUACAGAGAAAACAUAGAUCCUCCUUGUAAAACAUUUUCAAUAGAAGGGGAAAUGAGGAAUGCUGAAAUCUUGAAGCAGAAUAAAAUCUGGAAAGAAAAUAAUAAUGAUAAAAAAAAAGAUAAUUUAAAUUAUAAGAAAAAACACAUAGAAGAACAGACUAAAAUAGUGCUGAAAAACCAAGGAGUGAGUGAACAGAAAUUAAAGUCCAUGAAUAAAUCGUUGAUGUUUUUGUACAACCAACUAACUGAGUUUAAAAAUGCUCAAAUAUUUAAAAAGCCAGUCACAGAAGAAGAGGCUCCAGAUUACAAGAGUAUUAUUUUUAGGCCAAUGGACUUUCCAACUAUCAAAAAAAAUAUACAGUCCGGUGCUAUAAGCAAUAUUACCGAACUGGAAAACGAUGUUUUAUUAAUGAUUGACAAUGCACUUCUCUAUAACCCAUGUACUCAUAUAGUACAUAAGAUGGCAAAGGAAAUGCGAGGUGCAGUUUUAGAAUUCUUCCAG